UCUCUAAACAACUGGUUGAGUUAAGCUUGUGUGUGGUAGAAGGUGUAGUUUGCUAGCAGUUUUGGCUAGCUAUAGACACUGCUAACACAUCAGCAGCCAUGCCUUUCAUGCUGUGCUUUAGAGUGGCCUUUAUUCUGUCUCUGUGGACAACAAUGUGGUGUGAUAUCCUGAAGCAAGGUGUUCUUCAAAUGGAGUGUCGUGAACAUUACUUCAUGGUAGCUAUUGAUCUUGCUGUCACUGGACCGAAUCCUCAGUUUGAAGCUGUUGAUAUGACAGGUGGGUAUCCCCUGACACAGCAGUAUGCGGCAGAGUGCGGCUACAGCAUCAAUGUCCUCUCCUUUCUGGGUGUUGUAGAACUCAGAUCGUCUUACUUCAGCUGUCACACUGAAAAAAAUGGUGCAAAGUUUCUGUUCUAUUUUAAACUGAACACAAACCUUGAUGGAAAUGUGACAAACACUCUGAAUGCAACCUGUUCUCCUCCUGUCCCUUGGGCUCCCAGAGAGGUUUCCUGUGAGACAAACUACAUGGAAGUAUCCAUAGAGUACGAGUCUACUUGUCCUCAUCAGUUGAGUGAGGACUGGAGCUCUCUCAGACCUGCCUACAGCACUUCACCAUCAGAAUGGCAGGUGUCAUUUCAAAAACCAGGUGUUGUUCUGGCUCCCAUGAACUUCACGGAGGCCCGAAAGCAGGGUUAUGUUUUUGAGCUGAAAAACGGACGAUUUGUGUUUCGGACACCUUAUGGACAACCCAACUCGUACAUCACUAAGGACAAUGGUGUUCAAGUAGAAGUGGUGCAAGCAAGCAUAUUUUCCAGACGAGGCUGGUUUGUCAUCAUAGUCGACCUGGUUGCUGCUUGUUCCAUGGAUCAAGGAAUGUUGUCUGAUGGCUAUAUGAUGUGGGAUACUCCUGAAGCUUUGUACUCCAGUCUUGGCAGCACACAGAUCAGCAUUGGCCUAAAUGGUGACCUCGUAGGACAAGUAAAUGCAAAGCAGAAGGGUUUCAUUAUGGAGAAGCGCAACAACACUGUCCAUAUAGGCAUCCCAUACAAUGCUGUAGGAGGGUACAGGAAGACUUUAGUGAGCGGUGGCAUUUUUGAGUUUCGCAUCUUCCAAAUGUACUUGAAGCAAGUCUUGGUGGAUGAGUACCAAAGAGAGACAGUUGUCAAAUUUCAUAGAACUUUGGUCACUCCCCUCACACCUUACCCACUGGUCACAGAAGACAAGACUGUCGUGCAAGAAGGAAUGUUCACCGUAUAUCUUGGCAAUGUCCCGGACGAUGUGGACUUGACAUCUAUCCAGCUGAAUGGGGAGCAGUUUAUGCUGCCCUUACCUAGUGAGAGCACAUUCAUGAUUACAGCAGAAGCCCAACCUGACAACACCUUUAGCUACACCCUGAAGAUGCUCUUCAGUGACCCACUGGUUGUCCAGGAGUUCUCCAAGGAACAUGCAGCCAUGUUGCACCAACUGAAUAUCAACUACACUCUGACAGUGUCAGGGAGUGAGCCUUACCACUACACAACUUCAGUCACAGCACUUCUGGAUGUCUCACCCCCAGUGUUUGAAGCCAACUGCACAGCAGCAGGUAUCAACUUCAUGCUGGUCCAUCAGCCCUCUGACUACCUGUGGGAGUUCAGCAUCGGCGCAGAUCUACUGACCAUGGAGCUGGUAACGAGACGUGGCUACAUCAUGAACAACAGCAGUCAGACUCUGCAGCUCAACGCUCCACUCUUUACUCCUGGCUAUGAUUACAGGGAUGUUUCUUUGAGAGGCUUCUAUGGCACAUUUGAGAUCCUGGUGAGAGAUCGUGACACGUUAAGGGUCCGGGCUUCUACCGUCAAGACGUGCUACUUUGAAUCCAGAGAGUUCAUCAUGUGUUCUACUGAUGGGAUGAUGACUGUGGCUGCUGACUUGUCUGAGGUCAUUCCAAGUGGCCAGAUGCCAGUCAACUUCCACCUCUACAACAAACUUUGUGUACCCAAUGAAGUCAAUGGCAGCAGGGUGCUCUUCUCUUUUCCAGUCAACAGCUGUGGCUCUGUCAUUAAGCUCAGAGGAAAUGUGACCUACGGAAACAAGAUCUUGUACACCCCCAAUAAAAACAAAUUUAUUUCUCGUGACCACAAAGAAUGGGUGACUGUGCAGUGUACUUAUUCUUUUGAAGGCCUCAGUCGCCUUUUCUCGGUGUACAAAUUUGAAUCUGACGCAGAGGGUGUUGGUAACAUCAUCCACCGUGUGCAGACCACUCCAGUGCCAACAACAGCAUCUCCGCUGCAGAUCAGAAUGCCCAUCUAUUUACCAUCUUACCAAGAAAAUCCUCACUACAUCGGUGGCAUUUAUGAUCUAGCUGGUAGUUUCAGAAAAGGUAAAGGAUCCAUGCAAGGAAAGAAAAAUAUUCUUUAGAAGAAACUUGUCUUUUAAGUUGACUAAUAAAGCUCUUAAAUGAAUUGG
Molecule: messenger RNA, 2444 nt
Organism: Oryzias latipes (Japanese medaka)
Lineage: Eukaryota; Metazoa; Chordata; Actinopteri; Beloniformes; Adrianichthyidae
Source: RefSeq, a predicted model, not a curated record